Metopolophium dirhodum (rose-grain aphid) is the source of this 1267-nucleotide messenger RNA. It is a transcript of the gene Rpe, whose product is annotated as ribulose-phosphate 3-epimerase. Gene Ontology annotation, cellular component: cytosol. Gene Ontology annotation, biological process: carbohydrate metabolic process; pentose-phosphate shunt, non-oxidative branch; pentose-phosphate shunt. Gene Ontology annotation, molecular function: D-ribulose-phosphate 3-epimerase activity; metal ion binding. The coding region runs from base 576 to 1259 and encodes 227 amino acids. The transcript has 4 exons. The record is from RefSeq and is a predicted model, not a curated record. NCBI's taxonomy places the organism in Eukaryota, Metazoa, Arthropoda, Insecta, Hemiptera, Aphididae.
CUGCCUACGGCUGAUUCGAUAAACAUUAAACACCCGUCGGCCAUGGCCCGUUUCCCUUUACCCCUUACCACCACAAGUCACAACACCCGCGUCUACACGUGUUCGGCGCGGACGUCGGCCGACGGUGUUUCGUAGUAUGUUCAUAUGAAAAAAAAAAAGAUUCGAUAAUAAUUCGUUCCCUUUCACAGUUUCACCUUAUAGUUUGGUAUUGCGGCUCGGCGAGCGUUCUCAGAUCGAAACUUUGUUGUAAUAGCUUAUCACCGAAGUCGCACGUACUCACUGCUCGACGGCGCUGUGCGUGCGGUUUACCCUCCUAACAAUUAUUAGUCUUCUCAAAACUGAAAACAUUAAACACUAAGCAGUCUAUAAUCUCUUUUCUGUGCAGUAAGCCAGUAUUCUGUAAGCUGUAAACAGUUGCAACACUACAGUACAAUUAAAGUGUGUGCUUCCCAAAAUCUUGUUUUCUGUUUACUUUGUAACGUGCCCGCUGAAGGUCAACUUUCCAAACGUUCUCUGCUUAGUAAGUUGUUCGUUAAUCGUUAAUAUAAAUUGUUUCAACUGUUUUCUAUACGAAAAUGGCCAAAACAUUAUCUUGUAAAAUUGGUCCAUCUAUUUUGAAUGCUGAUUUAUCGCAGUUGUAUAAUGAAUCUCAGAAGUUGAUAGAUAGUGGAGCAGAUUAUUUACAUUUGGAUGUUAUGGACGGAACUUUUGUUCCUAAUCUAACUUUUGGACAUCCAGUUGUGAAAUGUCUAAGGACUAAAUUACCCAACACUGUGUUUGAAACACACAUGAUGGUUCAAAAUCCACUUCAAUGGAUUUCUGCUAUGGCUGAUGCUAACGUAGAUCAAUACACAUUUCACAUUGAGCCAUGUGAUGAUAUUCCUUUAGUAUGCCGAAAAAUCAAAGAAGCUGGCAUGAAAGUAGGCUUAGCAAUAAAACCUGGCACUCCGGUUACAUGUGUUGAAGAAUAUAUAGAUAUGGCUGAUAUGAUUUUAGUGAUGACGGUUGAACCUGGAUUUGGUGGUCAGAAAUUUAUGACAGACAUGAUGCCAAAAAUAGAAAUGUUGAGAGAAAAAUAUCCCACAAUGGACAUUGAAGUUGAUGGAGGUAUUGGUCCAAAUAACAUUGAUGUUUGUGCUAAGGCAGGAGCAAAUAUGAUUGUGUCAGGAACCGCAGUGAUUCAAGCUAAAAAUCCACCUCAAGUUAUUCAACUUCUUAAAGAUUCUGUUAAUAAACAUUUAAAUAUAAAAUCAAAUUGAUAAUUUUA